AUGAGCCAAGUAUAUAUGGUACCCAGUACAGACUACUGCGGCUCACCAAUGUCUUUCGCCAACGUGCCAGAUCUCGUCUCGUCUUACGAUGACAUCUCCACAGACCCAAGCCCAUCGCCUCCGGUGGUAAGCAACUUAAGCAUCGAAGUACCCCGGUGCAAGCCACUGACUCUUAAGCAAAAGAUGUUCUCCACCCUCGACAACCAGUAUCACCCCUACACGGCGACCUCAGCAUUCCCAGAUUACCUACGCUCGCAACAACAACAUGCAACGCCACAACCCUCCAUCGUCAACUCAAUUGAAUUUACCGAUCUCACACAAAUCAACCACGACGACAGCAGCCGCCGAAGACGUCGGUCAACCACAGCACAAGACAAGGAAGCCGCCACGAACAUGCGCAUACGCCGCCGAGCCCAGAACCGAGCCUCGCAACGCGCGUUCCGGGAACGCAAAGAGAAGCACGUCCAGCAUCUCGAGCAUGAGCUCGAACAGUUAGAGGCCAAACACCAAAAUCUGGAGAAAAGCUACACCGAAGUCGAAGGAGCCCACAACAAGCUACAGGAUGAGGUUGAAACACUUAAGGACGAGCUGGCGCGAUAUCGAGAGAACAGUGCCAGCAACAGCCGCGAAGGAUCCGUCAGUGAAUCGUCGUCAUCAAGACACUCGCAACCACAAUUCAAGAUAGAAGAGAAUCCGCACAAGACGGACAUGUUUGACCCAUUUGCGCCUGAUGGUUUCUUUGCGCACAAUUCUGGAGAGCUGGGGUUUUGA
Molecule: messenger RNA, 771 nt
Organism: Bacidia gigantensis
Lineage: Eukaryota; Fungi; Ascomycota; Lecanoromycetes; Lecanorales; Ramalinaceae
Exons: 2
Coding region: 1-771 (256 amino acids)
Cellular component (GO): RNA polymerase II transcription regulator complex
Molecular function (GO): transcription cis-regulatory region binding; DNA-binding transcription activator activity, RNA polymerase II-specific
Source: RefSeq, a predicted model, not a curated record